AUGAUUAAAGAAACAUUAACAAUGGUAAAUGAUAUUGAUGAUGACAGAAAUGAUAAUAAAACAUCAUUUAUGCGUCCAAAUAUUCUAUUAACUGGUCUUCGACGAUCAGGUAAAACAUCUAUACAACAUGUUAUAUUUACUAAGAUACAACCAUCACAAACACAAUUUCUUAAAUCAACUCCACAUUUAACUAUAAAUCAAUUUUCUUGUGGUUCACUCAUUAAUUUUCAAGUACAAGAAUUACCCGGUCAAUUACACACAUUUCCAUCCUUACAAUUUUCACAUAGUAAUGGUGCACAGAAUGGUCAAUCAUCAUUAUAUGAUGAUAAUACAACACAUCUUGUUAGUGAUGGUUGUGAUAUAGAACUUUUACUAAAACAAUGUAAUGCUGUUGUAUAUAUAAUUGAUGCUCAAGAUGACUAUAUUCAAUCAGUAUCGAAUUUAAAUAUGAUAAUACAAUCAGGUAGACAUGUUAAUCCAAGAUUAAGAUAUGAAGUAUUUAUACAUAAAGUUGAUCAAUUGUCAGAAGAAGCAAAAAUUGAAACUCAAAGAGAUAUUCAUAAUCAGGUACGAGAUCAUUUUGCUGAUGUAAAUGGUGGAACAGAUUUAUCACCAUUAACAUCGUUUGAAUCAAAUUCAAAUGCUCAGAAUAUAUUAAUAAAUUU
Rotaria sordida is the source of this 665-nucleotide messenger RNA. Lineage: Eukaryota; Metazoa; Rotifera; Eurotatoria; Philodinida; Philodinidae. The record is from the annotation of a GenBank genome assembly.